CAGCCUGCUGACGUCACCGUCGGUCCCAGUAUAAACACGGACGGUCCGGAGCGCUAUGUUAAUGAGCAGCUUCAGGCCUCCAAACACGGACGAACCGAGCUGUCCGGAAACAAACGGUCUGAGCCGGAGGUGCUGGCGGGGUCCUCCCGGGACUGGCGCUCAGUCUGGGACUGUAGGGACACGUUUGGCUGGAGCUGCGCAGAUAACGGUCCGAGCCAGAGCCGUGAUUUCCCGCUACUUUACCGACAGUAACGGACACUCCCCCGCCCGGGGUUCGGGACAGCACACGCCGCUUUGUGUGGGUGUUACAUGGAAAAGAAGCGCCAUGGAGUUUCAGCGGAGCCUCUCCCAGAGCUCGGACACGGUGAGGUAACGGGAGCGGGACGGGGUUGCCUCACACACACACAUCAGACAGCAGCAACCUGUUGCUGGUUGCCGGUGACGCAGAGAGGAUGAGCGGGACUACCGGGCUGUUGCUGCUACUGCUCAGCGGCCGUGCUGCGUUCAUCGUCUGCCGGUCCCUGAACGCACCCCAGGAUGUGGGGAGUCUGCCUCGGGACGGACAGACGGACGGUACCGACAGUCUGACAGCCACGGUGACAGGUGUGGACAGACGCCAACGCCCGCUGCUGGCAAAAACUCGCCCAUUCGUUCUGGUGGACGGGCGGAGACGGAGCCUCGAGGAAGCUUUCCGGGACGGCCACCCCGACAGGCUGCAGUGUGGGCUGGAGGUGGGAGGAAGACUCUUCCUGCUGGAGCUGGAGAAGAACCACGACCUGCUGCCCAAACCGCCGAACGUCUUCUACUACCUCCCCAACGGUACCGGAGUGUCUGUAAUGGCCAACCCUGUGACUCACUGUUAUUACCACGGCAGCGUCAGAGGCUUCCCCCAGUCCAGAGUGGCUCUGAGCACCUGCUCAGGACUCCGUGGCAUCAUCGCCCUGAACGCCACCCUGAGCUUUGAGCUGCAGCCACAGGAGGAGCAACAACAUCACCACCAGCAGGCGAGGAAGGAAGAGGAGGAGGAGGGUGCAGGAGGGGAGAGUGGAGGAGGAGGAGGUGAUGAUGAAGGAGGAGUCCACCUGCUGUUCUCCACCUCCCCCCUGGAGGACGACGCUGCAGGAGGCUGUGGAGUGUCGCACACCGCCGUCCCCCCCAUCCACAGCUCCACACACACACACAGGACGAAGAGAGACAUCCUGUCUGAGACCAAAUACAUCGAACUGGUGCUGGUGGCCGAUCACCAGGAGAUGAAGCGAUUUCUCUCUUCCUGUCAGGAUCACCUGGUCAGUGUUCUGGGCGUGGCUUCAACUGUUGCUCACGAGCUAGGUCACAACCUCGGGAUGAGCCACGACACCGCGGAGCGCCACUGCUCCUGCCAGAACGAGCCGCGGCUCGGCGGCUGCAUCAUGGAGCCCUCAACCGGGUUCAUGCCGGGUCAGCUAUUCAGCAGCUGCAGCGCUGCAGAUCUGUCCGUCAGCCUGCUGCACGGCGGCGGCAUGUGUCUGUUCAACGUGCCACAGCCGGAGCAUCUGCUGGGAGGACCUCGACUAAACUUUGGCUCUUUUGGUUUAAACCAGUUUAAAACGUGCAUUUGUGACUGGUUUCUCUUUCUGUCUUCAGAUGCCACCAGCGCUCCCGCCGUCUGUUUCUCGUCUGUGAACAAAAAGGGAAACAAAUAUGGAAACUGUGGUCAGCUGACCAACGGCUCCUACAUCCCCUGCGGGAACUCGGACGUUCACUGCGGCAGGAUCCAGUGUCAGGGUGGGAGGGACCGCCCCCUGCUGGGCACCAACGCCGAGAUCCUCACCACCAGGGUCCACUUCAACAACAGCGACCUGGUCUGCAGAGGCACCUUCUUCCACCUGGGUGACGACGUGUCCGACCCCGCCACCGUGGCCCACGGCACCGCAUGCGGCCGCGGCAAGGCCUGUUUGAACCAGAAGUGUCAGGAUGUGUCAGUGUUUGGUGUGGACGAGUGUCGCAGGAAAUGCAACGGCCACGGGGUGACCGCCCGUCUCUUUGAUUUACUCGCCUUCUCAUCCAGGACUCCGGCGAUGGAGCGAGUGGACGGCAGGAACGGAGAGCAGGUCCGACCUCUCAGAUACCACCUGAACCCUCAGACGGACAUCCCGCUGACCCCGCCCCAAAAAGAGGUUCAUGACAGACCUGCUCCUCCCACUAAGCCACUCCCCCCAGACCCUGCUCUAAAACCUCCACCGCAGCAGCUGGUGAGUCGACCAGCUCCGCCCAACAAGCCUCUCCCCCCUGACCCCAUCACACCUGGACAGGUUUCUGUUCCACUCAAACCUCUAGUCCCAAAGAAGCCGCGCCCUCCAGCCAUGCCGUCCAACCCCUACCUUCCGCCACACCCCGUCUACAACAGUAAACCGCCGCCACACGGGGCAGUCGCACCUGCUGCUGCCGGACCCAACAGACGGCCUCCUCUUCCUCCGCUGCGACCCGCCGUCCCUCUGAAGGUGGAGUCCUCUCCUCCGCUCUGACCCGCCGGGUGACCUUUGACUGAUCACAGAGCAGCUGAAGGUGGAGACGAUGGAGAUGAUGGAGACUCGCUGUCACCGGAUUUCAUCCUCACGAGUAUUAAUAAGCGCUGCUGUAUCUCUGGAGUUCAGUGCCUUGCUCAGCAGCACCUCGGCAGCGGUUAAUGUGGAUGUUUGGGUGAUGUCACGUUCAUUCAGUGCCUUGCUUAAAGACCCUCGACCUAUGAUUAGUGGUUUCUAAACUGUGGUCCGCGGCCCAUCUGCAGACGUUUUGGUUGUUUUUAGUGAAACUUUGUUUUUUUUACAUAAACGCGUAUCGAGCGGACAGACUUCCUGACUGCUCCAGGAUCUUCUGAUCAACAAACACUUGGAUGAAUGUUCGAGCGGGCAGCAGCAGAGGAGUCACAGAUUUGCUACAUUUUAUUUUCUGUUACAGAGAAAACAGAUUUUUCCACUUUGCUCUGAAUAUUUUUAUGCAGAUUCCCACAAACAGGCUCGAGUCGCUAUUGGACAACAUCCUCGCUCUUAUUUUGAAAGCUGCACUGCUGCUGACCUGAGCCCAGCUUGUUUCCCUGCAGACGCCGUCUCUGCGUCUGCAGCUGGCGAUGACUCUGUGCUCCUCCCUCUCCUGGGAUACACAGUGAGCUGGACGAGCGACCAAUCACACCAGCAGCAGGUGUACAGGAAGUGCAAUCACCAGCUGAGCUCCGCCACAGUCAGAGGAGAGGCGGCACAGAGUGGGCACAGAGCAGCGGUCCGGUUCAUUAUGAUCCAUGCGUGACUUCCUGCCUCGCUGAUGCCGCAUAUGCAGCGUCACUGUGCAGGAAACGCCGCUGUCAGGAAGAGCGACGGCGAGUAAAGCUGUAACGCUGCUAACUGUUCGGACUUUAUUCUGAAAAUGUCUCCCUCCUAACUUUCACGUGUUCACAGGAAUAAAGUAAGACGAGGUUUUUGGCCGUCGUCACUUUGAUCUCAGAGCUUCAGCCUUUAUUUUCACAAUAAAAGAUCAGGACUUUAUCACCAUGCUGUUACGUAAUGUCAGUGAGUUUUGUUUUUUAAGGUUUCUACUGUACAAACGCUCUGAUGACGUCCGUCUUUUCAGCUUUGCAGGUUUUUGUGAUUUUUAUGUACGUGUGUACUUUGACUUUAUUGUGAAAAUCUGACGUUUUUGUUCUUCGUUCUUUUCUUAAAUGUUCGCCACGCCUCUCUCGCCUUCGCCCACGUGUUUCUACACCUGCUGACUGUGUUUAAUUUUGCUGAAUCGUGGUUUUUAUUUUCUGAACCCGCCUUGAGAGCAGAGACAGCAGGAAUGUGCCCGAUUGUUUGUAACGUGACACCAAAGAAACGCUGGGAGACUGAAGCGAUGAAGCUUCAGAGGAAGGUUGAUGUGAGCUGCUCAAGGAGCAGUUUGCAGUUUAACCAUCGGCUCGUUGCCUUCUCGCUUGCAGCUGUGUGACGUGCUUUAAUUUAAAGACAUCUGAGAAAACGUGACUGUUGCCUUUUUGUAGUUUCUGUCCUUGGAUCCUGGAGGUGGACCGAGCGGCCCCCGGUCACCCCGAGAGGGCUGGGGGUUGAUGCCUGUCCAGCCUGUGUGCCUGGUAUUAGAUUAAACUGCAGUGAUGUGACUAAAAGAAAGUCUGACGCCUCAACUUCAGUUAUUUUGUCCCCACAGUGAAUAAAUGUUUCUAGCUGCUGUGUUCAGAGCAGAUUCACAUAAACCUGCAGUAAAAUAAACAUAUCAAUAAAAAAUAUAUAUAUUUGAAAAA
Messenger RNA from Neolamprologus brichardi, 4267 nucleotides. Lineage: Eukaryota; Metazoa; Chordata; Actinopteri; Cichliformes; Cichlidae. The record is from RefSeq and is a predicted model, not a curated record.